Molecule: messenger RNA, 533 nt
Organism: Sphaeroforma arctica JP610
Lineage: Eukaryota; Ichthyosporea; Ichthyophonida
Product: ribosomal RNA small subunit methyltransferase NEP1
Exons: 3
Biological process (GO): rRNA base methylation
Cellular component (GO): small-subunit processome; nucleolus
Molecular function (GO): rRNA (pseudouridine) methyltransferase activity; rRNA binding
Source: RefSeq, a predicted model, not a curated record
GAAAGGAAUACCAACUGUUAAACGUGGAUGAUCACCAGAAUGUACUGAGAAAGAACAACAGAGCACUGGCUGACUCUCGACCGGACAUCACGCAUCAGAUGAUGUUAGCUCUGAUGGAUAGUCCCUUAAAUAAAGCCGGUCUGCUACAGGUUUACAUACACACCGAGAAAGGAGUACUGAUUGAGAUCAACCCCCGCACUCGAAUUCCCCGUACCUUUAAGCGGUUUUCAGGUUUAAUGGUACAACUCCUACACAAGCUCAGCAUCAGAUCGUCAAACGGACCUGAGAAGCUGAUGAAGGUAAUAAAGAACCCCAUCAUAGACCACCUGCCUAAUAACUGCCGACGCAUCGGCAUGUCACACAAGGCACCCAAGACGGUGCGCAUUGGCGAGUUCAUUGCUACACAGCCCACUGACGAGCCCAUUGUGUAUGUGAUCGGCGGAAUGGCCCAUGGAAGGUAUGAAUGGAAAUUCACGUAUUUAACGGAUUGUAAUCUGUGUGGGUGUGGGAGUCUUGGUCUGGUUCUGUGGUAG